GGUGAUAGCCGAACCAGCAGCGCUAUAUCCAUCUGACCGUCUGGUCCGCCGGUGGUUGCUUCCGAUACAGAGGUGAAGAGGUGAAAUCCUCUACCUCCUCUCCUCGCCUCACGCAUCUUCCUUUUGGAUCCAGUUCGCUUGUUCCGAUCCUUCCUCUCCUCCCAUCGAAAGAUCCGAAUCCGGGGAGCGGGUCCUACUCCACAUUCCUUUAGCGACCUCGUAGCAAUCUGCUGCUAUUUAUUCUUCUCUUCGUUUCACCGGUUUAUCCUACCUACUGUUGGUUAGUCUGUUCUUGGUUCGAGUUUUGUAUAUCUUUUGGGGAAGUGCGUUAGAUUCAUCGAAGGGCUGUCGAUUCCAAAGCGAAUCUGGUGUAUGCGGAGUGGGGAGAAAAUUUAUUGAGAGAUGGGUUUCUUGUGAGCAACUCAUGAUUUUUCGUUGCUUUCUCCUUCCUUUCCUUUGAUUAGAGCCCAGGAGCAACUGCUGGGGAUAUUUAUGACCUAUUUCUUUUGUUCUACUCGAUUCAGCCCUGUUGCUUACUUCUAAAGGCGCCGCCUUUGUGAACUAACUAUAGGAUUUUCUAGGAGAUCUUUCGGUUGCCAUUGUUUUUUUUGUCUUGUUUGAUCCAGUAAGUUUUGCCCAAUUUUUUUUACCGGGAUCAAGAGGAACCAAGAAUUCUUUGAUUAUUUGAUUUCUCUCCCCCAGUGGCCAUGGCCCUGAGUCGAAUCUCCCACUGGAUAUGGCCGGGAAGCAGAACUAGAAGCCGGAGACCACGCGAACUGCCGGCGGGCAGCACGUCCAUGACGAACGGGUUGUUCCCGGACUCUCCUUCCGGUUUCCGGGAGCCGUGCGUCGUCGGGCUCCCGAGCUCUGGCGGCGGCGCGCGGCCGCGGAAGGGCAAGAGCAGGCGUCGCGGUGGCCGCAGGGAGGCGAGGGUGGACAGGGAGCACGACAUGGUCAUCGUGCCGUCCGAUGGCGACGGCGGCGGGUGCCUGUUGGAAUCGGACUCCGACUGCUCCGAUUGGUCCAUCGGCUGGCUCGAGCCGCACGCGCCGGAGCUCCAGAACGACGGGGACUCCGAGGGUAGCUUUGCCGUCCUUGUGCCAUGCUACCGCCGGCCUGGCCUGCCCGACGGCAGGUUCCCUGGUCCCAGUGACGCCGACGGCAGCGUUUCCGAUAACAAGGAUUUUGUAGAACAAUGGCUUUCUUCCCUUCAGAACUGAUGUCUCCUUUUCCAUUCUUUGCUGGCUUCAAUGUAUAUAGUAUUGUUACAUUCGAUCUAAUAUUCCCCAUUUGUAAAAUGUAUCGAUGGAGGAAGAGAUGAAACCCAAAAAAGCAAACGAAGAGGACUAUACAAGAGCAGUGGAAUUUUAAAACAGCAAUGAACGGGUGCAUCAUCCUUCCUGAGGUUAAGGCUAUGAUAUUCUCGCAUGAAAUCAUGGGCACCAUGAUAUGCAAUUGGUAUGAAUAUAAUUGAAGUUACUGACAAUGGAGCAAUGAAUUGCUAGACUAUUUAUCCCACUUGCUUAUAAAUUCUAGAUUCUAGAACUACAUGUAUAUAGCGUCAUGGCUGUUUACAUCAUUGGUAUGAUUGUAUUUUGUUCUGUAUAUACAUGUAUUCGUGAACAUUGGAAACUGAACUCUUAUGAAUUUCACAUAUCUUCUGUAUCCAAA
This is a messenger RNA of Phragmites australis (common reed), 1671 nucleotides long. RefSeq lists its product as uncharacterized. The record is from RefSeq and is a predicted model, not a curated record. The transcript is spliced from 2 exons. Bases 708 to 1220 code for a protein of 170 amino acids. Lineage: Eukaryota; Viridiplantae; Streptophyta; Magnoliopsida; Poales; Poaceae.